AUGGCUGGAAAAAAGAAGGGCCGUAAAGAGAAGAAUAAAGAAUUAGAGGAAGACGAACAAUCAAUGAAUUUUCGAGCUGAAAUAUCGAAACUGAAAAGGAAGAAAGCUGUGGAAAAAUCAUCGUUCACUCGCAUCAAGCAUCAACUAAUCGAGUCCAUUGCCGAAGAUGAGUUAUCUAGUCAAAAUGAAGUACGAAGCCUGAGAGCAAAGUUGUCUGAUCAACAAGAACAGGUAAUCAACGUGCUUGUUGAACUAUCACAUCAAUACGAAAAAUUUAAUGAUAAUGAGAAUGUAGAACUCAUCAACAACGAGAUUGAAGAGAUUAAUAACGAAUUUGAAAAAAUCAUGAAAGAUGCAAAUGGGUAUCUCGCAAGUCACAAAGGAGAUGGAUCCAGCAUUGGGACAAGAGUGUCAAGUAAGAUGAGUCAGCUCUACGUCAGUGAAGCUAGAGCCCGUGAACAAGAAAAACGUGUCAGAGAAGAGCUCCAGGCUAAGGAACAUAUACUGCGACAAAAGCAACAACAAUUGGAAGAAAAUUACAGAGCUGAAAAGACCAGGCUAGAACAAGAACUGGCAGCCCAAAAAAGAAAGCUACAAGAAGCUUCAAAAAAGACAAAGCAAUGUCAUCAGCAGCUUGAAACAGAGAUCGAAACGGAACUUGGUAUGGGCCAUGGAGAAGCUGAUAAUGAAACGGCAAGUUUUAUGAUAGAAAGACCUUGUGUAAAUGCAUAUAAUCGUAAUGUAUACGAACAAGAGGCUCAAAGUGCAAGGCAUAUUAACAGUAAAGCUGCAGAUAUUGGACAAGAUCUGUGGAAACAGCUAAAACGAGUGUCAAUUCCAGUGUUUUAUGGUGACAAAAAGACGUAUGAGAUGUGGAAGGCAGCAUUUACAGCCUGUAUAGAUCAAGCACCUGCUACUGCUGAAUACAAGCUACUACAACUGCGUCAAUAUCUUUCUGGCGAAGCGCUUAGUGCAAUUGAUGGUCUGGGUCAUUCAGCAUUCGCCUAUGAAGCAGCAAAAGAAAGACUUGAAAGAAAAUAUGGUGGGACAAGACGGAAAGUGAUGAUCUACCUGGACGAACUGGACAACUUCAAACCUAUCAGAGAAGAUCAUCCGAGAGAUAUAGAAAGGUUCGCAGACUUAUUGGAUGUAGCAGUUACUAACCUUCGUGAAGCAAAACGAACAGAAGAACUUGGUAGUGGAACUUUGUACCACAAGUUGUUGAGAAAAAUGACUGAGAAAAUGCUGUCAAGAUUUAAGCGCUGGGUUUACGAGCAUCAAAAGAAUGAAGAUGUUGAAACGCUGCGACAGUUUAUUAUUGAGGAAGCAGAAUUUCAAGUAGCAGCCGCAGAAACAAUUCACGGCUUUCAUAAGAACAUGGUUACAAGACCCAAAAACUCUAGCAGUUCAUUCUUUGGAGCAGAUGACCGAUCAAAGAAGUUGAAAUUCUUGAGGAAAUGCUACGUUUGUCAAAAUGAUCAUAUGAUAUGGGACUGCAGUGCCUUCAAAAGCAAAAAAGUGAACCAGCGAUGGGAAAUUGCAAAGAAGCAGAAGCUUUGUUUUAAGUGUUUGAGAAGCAACCACCUGGCAAGAGCAUGCAGAAAUAGUCGAAUUUGUGGUAUCGACGGGUGCACUGAUACACAUAAUCGUCUCCUUCACAAGAACAAAGAGGAUGUGGUUGACAAAGUAAAGACAAGAGAAACUGAGAAAGGGCAUGAGGGGGAGUCAGUUGAAAGUUCCCAUACUUCAACAUUGUCUAAAGAAAAACAAGAUGAAGUAAAGUUUGUGUCACUAAGAACUGUUCCAGUUGUUUUAAAGAAUGGCAAUAAGAAGAUUGUGGUUAACGCUCUGUUAGAUGAUGGAAGCACGAAAACCUAUCUAAAUAGCGAUGUGGCAACAGAACUGGACUUGAAAGGUGAACGGCAAAAUGUAACAGUCAGUAUGCUUAAUGGUGUAGCUGAUUCUCUUGAGACAAUGCCAGUUGAAUUUCAACUUGAGUCCUUGGAUGGAAAGCUGAAAACGCAGAUCCAGGCAUUAACAGUCAACCGAGUUACAGGCAAUCUGAGAGCUGUCAAUUGGGUAAAAAUGGCAAACAACUGGAAGCAUUUAAAAGAUAUCAAAUUUCCCAGUGUUGGACCAAAGCCAACGAUUGACAUCUUAAUUGGUGUGGACCAUGCUGAUCUUCACUGUGCACAGAGAGAGGUAAAGGGGAAAGCAAAUGAACCAGUGGCCCGGCUGACACCACUUGGGUGGACUUGUGUAGGUGAUUGCAAUGGGCAAGUUAUUUCAACCAACUUUGUGAUGUCACCAAAAGACGACAGAGAAUUGAUAAAGAUAAACAGUACGAUUAGAAAGUUAUGGGAGAUUGAAGGGGAUGAAAGUAUAAAAGACAAGACAUUGAUGUGCCCUGAAGACAUUGAAGCACUGGAAAUGGUGAAGAACUCAUUGGAAUACCAUGAUGGAAGGUAUGAAAUUAGAAUACCAUGGAAAAAGGAAAGAAAACUUGAUGACAAUUACGAAAUGGCUUUGAACCGAUUAGCAAACACGGAGAAGAGACUUUUGAAAGACAAACAGCUGGGUAAUAGCUAUAAUGAGAUUAUACAGCAAUAUCUACGAAAGGGAUAUCUUGAAAAAGUCGACAAAGAACCUGGAAAAGAUUGCUGGUACUUGCCACACUUUCCUGUUCUACGUCCCGAUAAAGCAACUACCAAGGUGCGCAUUGUCUUCGAUGGGUCAGCAAAAUACAAUGGCAUGUCUGUCAAUGAUGUAAUUCACCAAGGACCGAAACUUCAACAAGAUUUGGUGAAAGUACUCUUGCGAUUCCGGAAGCAUCCAGUUGCCUUGGUUUGCGACAUAGCCGAAAUGUAUUUACAAAUUGGAAUACAUCCAGAUGACCGGCAGUAUCAAAGAAUUUUGUGGAGGAACAUGGAUCAAACUGCUGAGCCCGACGUGUUACAAUUCAACAGAAUGGUAUUUGGAAUAAAUUCGUCACCCUUUGGAGCUCAAUUUGUAUCACAAGAACAUGCAAGAAGAAGUGCAGAAGAAUUGCCAAUGGCUGCAAGCUCAGUGUUAGAUUCAACUUAUAUGGAUGACACAAUGGAUUCAGUGACUGAUGACGAAGCAGGUAUCAAACUAUACACGGAACUGUCAGAACUUUGGCACUCAGCCGGUAUGUAUGCAAGAAAGUGGCUAUCGAAUUCAACAGCAGUAUUGAAGGUCAUCCCAGAGACAGAUCGUGCAGAAAAUAUCGACUUGGAUGCUGGAGAAUUACCGUCAGUGAAAACACUUGGGAUCGUGUGGAAUGCUCAACGAGAUGUGUUCACGUACAAGUCUGUCAAACAAGCUGAAGGUACGACAUAUACAAAACGUUUUUUAUUAAAGGAAAUGGCAACGCUCUUUGAUCCAUUGGGAUUCAUUUCGCCAUAUGUCAUCCGUAUCAAAGUCAUCAUGCAAGAAUUAUGGUUACAUGGACUGAAUUGGGAUGAUGAACUUCCUGGUAAUGUGGUAACGAAAAUAAAAGCAUGGUUUCAUGAGUUGGAGAAAUUGCCAUUGAUUCAAAUUCCAAGAUGCUUAAGGACGACGUCAUUAGUAACAAGUCAGUUCAUUCAUGUGUUUACGGAUGCAUCUAGUGAAGCAUAUGGUGCAGUUGCCUAUCUACAGUCUGUUUACGAGUCAGGGGAAUAUUCUUCUCGUCUUAUCAUGUCCAAGGCAAGAGUUGCUCCUUUAAAAUCGAUAAGCAUCCCAAGACUGGAACUGCUAGGAGCUGUUCUCGGAUUAAAGUUGGCAGACAAAAUAGCUGACGCUUUGAAAAUGGAGUUACAAGACGUGAGAUUCUGGAGUGACAGUAUGAAUGUGUUGUGGUGGAUAAGAAAUCAAAGUCGAAACUUGAAGCCGUUUAUUGCAAAUCGGGUUGGAUUGAUUCAAUCAAGAACUGAAAACAGUCAAUGGAGAUACAUUCCAACGAAGAAAAAUCCUGCUGACUUACUGAGUAGGGGACUAUCCGUGACAGCUUUGGUGCAGAAUGAAAGUUGGUGGAAUGGCCCCAGUUUCCUGUACAAUCCUGAAGAAUCUUGGCCAGAUAAUCAAUUUCAAGUAACAGACGAAGCAAUAUCGGAAAUGAAGAAGACAGCUGUUGAUACAACAGCCUUAUUUGUAACAGAGAAGUCUGACGAAAUAUUAGAUCCAAAACGAUACUCAAAAUGGAAUAGAUUGAUAAAAGUAAAUGCAUGG
Messenger RNA from Rhopilema esculentum, 4230 nucleotides. The record is from RefSeq and is a predicted model, not a curated record. NCBI's taxonomy places the organism in Eukaryota, Metazoa, Cnidaria, Scyphozoa, Rhizostomeae, Rhizostomatidae.